GAAGCUGACGACCAAUAAAUUUUGUUCUACACCAUCAUUUGAAAGUGUACCCCCCAUUUGGCACCGCCAUCUGUGCCAAAUCCUUAUCACCUCACAUCUCCAUAUAAAUACCUUCCACAGUUCCUUCUAUUUCGGCACCUAUAUCCUUUUCUUGGCAAGUAUCAUCCAUUCCACCAAUCUGUUGUUGUAACUUAAAAUGUACGAUUGGUGUAUCAAUGUAACCAUAGGCCUUUUGGUAUGCCUCACACCAUUUUGCAUUCCCAUAAAGCUUCGAAACCCUCGGCUCCGAACCGUACGAACCUGGUUAAUCGUGGCCUUUAUCAUUUCAUUGUUCAUCACCUUCACACCCUCAAUAGCCGUAGACGGAGCUCCCAUCCACAAGUACGGAGAGGGAAAAAUUGCAUAUUAUAGCUGCAGCUCCCAGGUGAUGAAAUUGGCUCAGUUCUGCCCCAAAGACGAGCGGUAUACAUGUGUGUGCCAAAAUCCCAACGCCAGGGCGUCCAUGGCCUACUGCUACGACUAUGCGUACUCCACGGUGAAAUACUCCAUGUUGGACUUGUGUGCCACCGAAUGUGACACGACUCUCACUCGACAGGACUUCGAUGAGGCGUUGGCCAACUACUCCAAGUUCUCCCGAGACAUCAGCCAUGACGGUAGCUUAAGUGACGAUCAGUUUGUGGAUUUCCCGGUGAAAUUGGACCACUCACAAAUGUUGUUGUACAAGAGGCUGUACGAUCAGGUGUUGGGAAACUACGACCGUUCCAUCUACUACGGUGGUGUGCUCAUUCUCUACUGGUUGGUGUUUUUUUUGGGUGUUUCCAUCAUUAACUGGUCCAAGUUCAUCUUUCCGCACUUGGUGAAGCGGAUGGUGGAUCCAUACACAAACUGGCUCAGAAAACACCUCUUUGUGCCGGCCACAGCCGGACUUAGAAAGACCAACGAGAAGCCGUUUUUGAAGGUUCUUGACUUUUUGGUGCCCACCCGGUUGGAAACUGCAUCCUUGACAGGUUUUUUUAUUCUACUCGCACAUCUCGUGACCAAAGAAAUGCACUACGUGGAUGGAGAUCCUAUCUUUACCAGCAAGGGCCGGGCGUUCCUCCGGUACUAUGCGGUUCGAACCAGUAUUCUCACGAGCUCCAUGAUGCCGUUGUUAAUUCUUUUUGGUGGUAGAAAUAACGUUUUGCAGGUGGCCACCAGGUGGGACUAUUCUUCAUUUAUCACCUUGCACAGGUGGAUCUCCCGAAUGCUUGUGAUUUUGAUCACUGGCCACUCGUUGUUCUACAGUUUGUAUACGUCUGACUUUUAUGAAUUAGCCUCAUAUGAUUAUAUCAGAUGGGGGAUUCUUGGAACCCUCAGUGGGUUGGUCUUGUGCGUUCACAGCUUGUUGGUUCUCCGACGAAAAUACUACGAGGUUUUCUUGUUGCUCCACAUCGUGUUGGCCCUUGGCUUCAUUCUCGGGGCAUACAUACACGUGAUGUACCUCUACUGCUUAUGGUUCUAUCACUUCACGUUUGCCGUAUGGAUCUUCGAUAGAGUGAUACGAAUUGGCCGGUUGAUAAGCUUUGGCUUCCCUCAUGCACAUGUGAUGCUUUUGGCUGACGAAGCCUUGAAAGUGGUGAUUCCAAAGCCAGCUGAAUGGGAAACAAUCCCAGGAGGCCAUGUUUUUCUUCAUUUUUUGAGACCUUCUUGUUUCUGGCAAUCCCAUCCUUUCACAUAUACCAUCUCACCCAACAACCCCAACGAAAUAGUGGUUUUCAUCAAGGUGAAGAAGGGGGUCACCGAGUCUCUUUAUCAUUAUCUCCAAACCCACCCUGGCAAAUCUGUUAGUAUCCGGGUUGCAGUUGAAGGCUCCUAUGGAGAACAGACUCCUGCCAGCAGGUACAAUAGUGCUAUGUUUGUGGCUGGAGGAAACGGUAUACCAGGUAUCUUUGCUGAAGCAGUUGAUUUGGUCAGAUAUCCGUCGAACCAGAAGGUCCGUUUGAUCUGGGUGGUAAGAGAAUAUCGAUCUUUGUACUGGUUUUACGAAGAGCUUUUAUCGUUGAAGAACACUCAUAUCGAAACAAUUAUCUACGUCACAAAACCCGAAAGCUAUGCCCAUCUUGACGAAUUCAAUCUUCGGUUCCCUGGAGCUGAACAUGAAGUCAGCGGUGAAGAGACCUCUUUGACAUCCAUGCCAUUAAUGAGCUAUGGAUCUUCUGACAGCACAACGGCGGAACAGGUCAUUGAUAAGAUCCACCGUGAGUUGUCGUUUAUCACCUUUGAAGAGGGAAGACCUUCAAUGGAUGGAAUUGUCAAACAUACCAUCAAGGAAAGUGAAGGUUCUGCUGCCUUCAUUACCUGUGGUCAUCCAGUAAUGGUAGACGAUUUAAGGGCAGCCGUGGUUGCAAAUAUAGACAACGAGAGCCACAAGCGUGUGGAUUACUUUGAACAGCUCCAGGUUUGGGCUUAAUAUUCCAUUCUCAUUUAUAGAAUCAUGCAUUAGUAUAUUUAUUCCAAUAUAUUUAUUCCAAUCUAA
Molecule: messenger RNA, 2515 nt
Organism: Yamadazyma tenuis ATCC 10573
Lineage: Eukaryota; Fungi; Ascomycota; Pichiomycetes; Serinales; Debaryomycetaceae
Biological process (GO): intracellular iron ion homeostasis; copper ion import; iron ion transport
Cellular component (GO): plasma membrane
Molecular function (GO): ferric-chelate reductase activity; rRNA binding
Source: RefSeq, a predicted model, not a curated record